UGCAAAACUUAGGGAGGUCAGUUCGUUCAUGUUGAAAUAGGGGAAAGAAAAUACCCAUUUAUUUCUCUCUCAUUCUUGUUGCCAUUUGAGGGAAGUUGGAGAUCUGUGAGAAUUCUCCCGAUCUCCCUCUUUCCUCUGGCAAUCAAUUCCCUUCUCUUAUUUCUUCCGUUUACCAUACUCAGUUCUUUAAUCUCUCAUUUUUACCAAUCUUGAAUUGGCCCAAGAUUCUUUUUUUUGUGGGUGUUUCUUGAAAUUUGAAUCAAGAACAGGAAAACCCAUAUCGUGUUUUCUAUAAUUUUGGAGAAAAAGAGGGAAUAUUUUUUUGUGGGAAUUUGUUGAAAAAUUGGAAAAAAUGGGUAUUUCUCAUAGAAUAAUGCCAGCCUGUGAUCAACUUUGUGUGUGUUGUCCGGCAAUGCGGACAAGGUCCCGCCAACCUGUUAAGCGUUAUAAGAAGUUGAUCUCUGAUAGCUUUCCUCGAUCUCCGGAUGGAGAACCUAAUGAUCGUAUGAUCAACAAAUUGUGUGAAUAUGCUUCGAAAAAUCCACUUCGUAUACCGAAGAUAACAAGUGUUCUUGAGCAAAGGUGCUACCGGGAACUAAGAAACGAGAAUAUUGGGUCUGUAAAGGUAGUCAUGUGUAUCUACCGGAAGUUGCUUACAUCCUGUAAGCAACAAAUGCCACUAUUUGCUGGCAGCUUUCUCAGUAUAAUACACAUUUUGCUGGAUCAGACGAGGCACGAUGAAAUGCGCAUAGUUGGAUGCCAAGCUCUUUUUGACUUCAUAAUUAACCAGAGGGAUUCUACAUAUAUGUUUAAUUUUGAAGGCCUGAUUCCUAAAAUCUGUCUUCUUGCUCAAGAGAUGGGUGAGGAUGAAAGAGUGCUUAAAUUGCGCUGCGCUGGUCUUCAAGCCCUGUCUGCUAUGGUAAACUGCCAAAUAAAUUUCCUGUUGAGUUCCUUAUGCUCUUUCUGA
This is a messenger RNA of Nicotiana tabacum (common tobacco), 967 nucleotides long. The record is from RefSeq and is a predicted model, not a curated record. NCBI's taxonomy places the organism in Eukaryota, Viridiplantae, Streptophyta, Magnoliopsida, Solanales, Solanaceae.